Molecule: messenger RNA, 2603 nt
Organism: Hippopotamus amphibius kiboko
Lineage: Eukaryota; Metazoa; Chordata; Mammalia; Artiodactyla; Hippopotamidae
Gene: SLC15A3
Product: solute carrier family 15 member 3
Exons: 8
Coding region: 728-2476 (582 amino acids)
Biological process (GO): transmembrane transport
Cellular component (GO): lysosomal membrane
Molecular function (GO): transmembrane transporter activity
Source: RefSeq, a predicted model, not a curated record
GGUGGGCAGAGUUGGGAGUGAGGGUAAAGAGCGAGGAAAGAAGGGAGGUUUUUAGAAAGCUGGGCGGGCAGGGUCCCUGUGACCCAGGCUUUCACUUCUCCUAAACACCCCAAGACACCAUGUGACGCAGCUCCGCCGCAGAAGGAGUGAAAGGGGAAGCUAGGGGCUCCCUGAGUUUCUCAAGAAGCAGAGAGCUGGACAGAGGCUGAGCCCGGAGGGAGAGGGACUGGGAGGGGUGGCAGGGGAGGCAGUCUCCGGACAGACGGGGAAGAGGUGGAGGAGACAGCGGGGUGGUGGGGGCAGAGGGAGCGCCUGUGAGAGGAUCCCUCUCCCUUAAGUAAGGGCCAGGUGUCACCAGAGAGGGGACAACGGUUAAGAAAAGGCGACCAACCGGGGAGACCAACAGGAAAGGAGGGGGAGGGGCAGAGACGAAAAGAGAGAAGGGUGGGCAGUGAGGACCGGUGGCGAAAGGAGGAAGAGUUAGGGGCGGGAAGAGGGGAGAGGAGAGAAUUAGGGAGCGGGAGGUAGCAUCUGGGUAGCCCUAGAGGACAGAAGGGGCGAGAAGGACAGGGAGAGGGGACAGGGGAGCAGAGGGGGAAAGGAGAGGAAGGGGACCGAAGGGGGUGAAAAGGAGGGAGGAGUGGAAAGGAGAAGAGUGAGGCCGCGCGGGAGGGGCGGAGGACUCGGGAGCGGGCGGGGGGUAGGAGAAGCGCAGCGCGGGGCCAGGAUGCCCGGGCCGCGCUCCCGGGGGGAGCCCGGCGAGUCCGAGGAGCGCCGGCCGCUGCUGGCGCGCAGGCCGCGAAGGCCCCGACGGUGGUGGCAGGCGGCGGCGGCCGCGGUGCUGGUCGUGGAGAUGCUGGAGCGCGCCGCCUUCUUCGGCGUCGCGGGCAACCUCGUGCUCUACCUGAACAACGCCGACUUCCACUGGGCGGGCGAGCAGGCGUCCCGCGCCGCGCUCGUCUUCCUGGGCGCCUCCUACCUGCUGGCGCCCGUGGGCGGCUGGCUGGCCGACGUGUACCUGGGCCGCUACCGAGCCAUCACGCUCAGCCUGCUGGUCUACCUGGCCGCCUCCGUCCUGCUGGCCGCCACCGCCUACCCCGACGGCCGCAGCUCCUUCUGCGGCGAGAUCAGCCCUGUGCCGCUGAGGCCCGCCUGCCACUCGCCCGACUGCGGGCACACCUCGCCACCUCCCUACUGCGCGCCCACCCUCUACGCGGUGCUGCUGCUGCUCGCCCUGGCCGCCAGCUCGGUCAGGAGCAACCUCACCUCUUUCGGUGCCGACCAGGUGAUGGAUCUUGGCCGCCAUGCCAACCGCCGCUUCUUCAACUGGUUUUAUUGGAGCAUCAACGUGGGUGCUGUGCUGUCGUUGCUGGUGCUGGCCUUUAUCCAACAAAACAUCAACUUCCUACUGGGCUACGGCAUCGUCGUGGGCUGUGUGGGCCUGGCCUUCUUCAUCUUCCUCUUUGCCACCCCCAGCUUCAUCACCAAGCCCCCCACAGGCAGCCAAGUGUCCUCCAUGCUCAAACUUGCUCUCCAAAAGUGCUGUCCCUGGCUGUGGCACCGACACUCGGCCAGAGACCCUCCAGGUGCCCAGUUGCUACCUGACCAGAGGUCUCCCCAGCCUGGUGCUUCCCCACAAGAAGACAUCGCCAACUUCCAGGUGCUGGUGAAGAUCUUGCCUGUCAUGGUGACCUUGGUGCCCUACUGGAUGGUAUACUUCCAGAUGCAGUCCACGUAUGUCCUGCAAGGUCUUCACCUCCGUAUCCCAAACAUCUUCCCAGACUACCCUGCCAACAGAUCCACGGCUCUGAAAACCCAGAGCAGCAGCGGCUACAAGAUCCCAGAAGCCUGGCUCCUCCUGGCCAACGUGGUGGUGUUGCUAAUACUGGUGCCCGUGAAGGACCACCUGCUCGAUCCUUUACUGCUGCGCUGCAAGCUGCUUCCCUCGGCUCUGCAGAAGAUGGCGCUGGGGAUGUUCUUUGGUUUCACCUCGGUCAUUGUGGCAGGAGUCCUGGAGAUGGAGCGUUUAGAGUACAUCCAUAACAACCAGACAGUGUCACAGCAGAUUGGGCAGAACACGUACUACGCAGCACCACUGUCCAUCUGGUGGCAGACCCCUCAGUAUCUGCUUAUUGGGAUCAGCGAGAUUUUUGCCAGCAUCCCAGGCCUGGAGUUUGCAUACUCAGAGGCCCCGCGCUCCAUGCAGGGUGCCAUGAUGGGCAUUUUCUUCUGCCUGUCCGGGGUGGGCUCGCUGUUGGGCUCCAGCCUGGUGGCACUGCUGUCACUGCCGGGGGGCUGGCUGCACUGCCCGGAGGACUCUGGGAACAUCAACAAAUGCCGGAUGGACCUCUACUUCUUCCUGCUGGCUGGCAUUCAGGCUGCCGCCGCCUUGCUGUUCAUUGGGAUCGCUGGUCGCUACGAGAGGGUGGCCCAGGGCCCAGCCUCCCAAAGCUGUCCAAAGAGGGACGGUGGCUGAACACGGCGCCCACCCCACCCCAUCCCCUCUCUCCCUCAACACAGACAGCUGCAGGCCCAGCUGGGGUUUUCUUCUCAGUUUAUUCUGUACCCAACAUAAGGAUGAAAUUGUUCUCAUAAAUAAGAGC